AUGCGUCGAGGCGUCCUGAUCUUCAUCCUCGUCAAUGUCCUCAUUAUCGCCUUUCUCGUCCGAAGUGUCUUUACUCUCUUGACGCUGUUGCUCGAGGAUGCGUCCGCCGAUGCUAUUCACCGUUCGGACAUUCCGUCGCCGAACUCCAGCUUGAUCGAGUCGCGACCUCAAAUCAUCCCCAAGAUUAUUCACCAGACCUACAAGAACGAGUCGAUCCCCGAACACUGGAAAGGACCCCAGCAGAGUUGUAUCGAUCUUCAUCCUGAUUACGAGUACAAGCUAUGGACGAACGAGAAAGCUAGAGAAUUCAUCGCGCAAGAGUAUCCCUGGUUUCUGGAUACCUACGACGGUUACCUCUACCCGAUUCAGCGUGCGGAUUCGAUCCGAUACUUUGUGUUGGCCCACUACGGUGGAACAUACAUUGACUUGGAUGAUGGCUGCAAUCGCCGACUCGACCCUCUUCUUGCCUACCCAGCCUGGGUUCGUCGGACGGUGCCGACGGGGAUUUCAAACGAUGCAAUGGGCGCAGUGCCCCAGCAUCCUUUCUUUCUCCGGGUGAUCGAAUCGCUGCAGUCUUAUGACAGAAACUGGCUGUUGCCAUACAUUACGGUUAUGUACUCGACGGGUCCACUCUUCUUGUCUGUAAUUUGGAAGGAGUACAUGCGCGGGGGGCCGGGCGACGCUGGCCGGGUCCGGGUCCUCAUGCAAGACGAAUACAAUCGGUUUUCCUGGAGCUUCUUUACCCAUCACACGGGCAACAGCUGGCAUGGCAAGGAUGCCCAGCUGAUCUUUUGGAUGGGGAGUCAUUGGAUGCUGCUCACUGUGCUUGGAUUUAUUCUUGCCGGUGUUGUUGGAAUCUGCAUGUGGUGGGUGUACGGCCGGAUCCUCCUUCUGGGGCAAUACCGCUAUCGCUACACAAGACUCUCUCCCUUGGUUUCGCCUUCUGGGUUCUCGCCGCCUUCAAAGCGAGGAGCGUUGCGCAUCGUGCCGACUUUUAUCCGUCGCAUAAGCUCGAAACUGGGAGAUGAGGAGAACGGCCGCGUGGUGGAAUCCUACUUUGAAUUGCCGAGCCGGCGGGACUAG
This is a messenger RNA of Rasamsonia emersonii CBS 393.64, 1083 nucleotides long. RefSeq lists its product as uncharacterized. Gene Ontology annotation, biological process: mannosyl-inositol phosphorylceramide biosynthetic process. Gene Ontology annotation, molecular function: mannosyltransferase activity. The record is from RefSeq and is a predicted model, not a curated record. The transcript is spliced from 4 exons. Lineage: Eukaryota; Fungi; Ascomycota; Eurotiomycetes; Eurotiales; Trichocomaceae. The coding region runs from base 1 to 1083 and encodes 360 amino acids.